CUUGUUUAUAUAGAUAUGCUUGUCUUAUACCUCUAAAACUUCAUGUUGGGAGGCUGUGGUUUGUCUCAGUUCAGUCUAAAUUUUCAUUAACUUUUGGCUCUAAAUUAAAAAAAUAAACACAUUAUAGCUGAAAUCUUUAAUAGUUUAAUUGUGACUCCAUGAAUGAAUUUAAUAUCAAGUUAAGAGUGGGGGGUUAUAUGAAGGGUCAUUUGGCAUUUAGCAGUCUGAUGGCAAGGGGGAAGAAACUGUUUGUGAAUCUGGCUGUUCUGCAGCAGAUGCUACAGAACCUUCUGCCAGACGCCAGGUGGGUGAACAGUCCAUGGUUGGGGUGUGUGGGGUCAGAAAGGAUCUGGCGGGCUCUGGAUAAGCAGCGGCUGUCCGCAAUGUCUUUGAUGUGGGGGACACGAACACAUUCACACACAGGCCUCCAUACCAUCUGUAUUAUCCACAGUAAAUAAGUAGUCCUCCAUGGAACUUAAAGUCACAUGAUCAUGAUAGCUAACUGAGCUGAUGUUAUGUGAUGUUGGCUGUAUCUAAAUGAAAUCCAACCUGUAGUGAAAAAUGGCAGCAACAGGAAGCGGUCAAAUGCUGGCAGUUGGUGUAGGUAAGUUUUUGUUUACAUUUUACAUUUUAAAGAAACUAGAAUAAAACAUGUUUUCAGUUAUUUCACACUUUUUUUUAUGAUUACAAAAUUCCACAUGUUCAUAGUUUUGAUGCCUUCAGUGAUAAUCUACAAUGUAAAUAGUCAUAUAAAAAAUAAAGAAAAGACACUGAAUGAGAAGGUGUGUCCAAACUUUUGGCCUGUACUGUAUAUUUGAUCAUACAGAAAGCAUCACUCAUACAUACAAAGAAUUAAAAAAUGUUCAUUUAAAAAAAAAAAAUUGAUUGCUCUUGGAGGCCCCCUAUUGGCUAUGGGGCCCUAAGCAGGCGUUUAGUUGGCUUAUGCCUUGGGGUACAGGUAGCACCUGUGGUCUGUACUGGGAGAGCAAAGACAUCUUAGUUCAUCAUCAGGUUCCUGCUUAUCAGUUCAAUGUCACACUGAUGGGGAAACAACCUGUGAGUGAAAUUAUAGCAUUCAUUCAAGGCCAUACUUCUGCUUUCCCAUGCUUAUUAAAAAGAAACAGAUGUAACCCUGCAAGUAUUCACACCAAGUGAUUUUCAGUAAAUGAUGAUUAACAUACGUAUAUAGUGAUAAAAUACACGUGUGAUUGCAUACACAUACAAUUAUUCUUUCAUAAAUGUAUUACUUUUAAAUUUCCCACACUUAAAAAAGCCCAGGAAAGAAACCUAGAAGUCUGGUUCCUCCACAUGGUGCACUUCCCCUACUCCGACUGCAGGGGGCGUCAGACUGUCUAUGAGCAGCGUCCACUGAAAGCUGGUCAAAGAGCGCCACCGCUCGCUGAUACUCGCACGAAUUUAUCUCCCCUCCACAUCAGGUCCCCUUGACUGUCUCCUUCACAGUGGGCUUUGCAGGCAGACACAGCUGACUUUCAACCGAGCUGGCCGCUGUCCUCGCUGUCUGUCGACUACAGGGACCUUGCAAUGAUCUCGCUGGACUUCAAUUUCAACAUUUUGACGAGAGACCUGUCGCAUUAUUUAGAAAAUCAAGUGAAAGUUGGGCUGUUCGGUUCGGGAGUAGGACUGUCUCUGGUGUUGGGCUUUAGCGCGGCAUACACCUGCUACUAUUUGCUUUCAGUAGCGAAGGUAAGCAAAGCGGAUGUAUGGGCUGUGACUAUGUAUGGACUAUUUAAUCGUUGUUAUGUUUCAUUAUUUUAAAACCGGCUCUUCUUCUUGUGGAGGCGCGUCGUCGCUGCCUUCUUGCCUGUAAGGAUCCUCGGUUGACCGGUGUAUCUCAGUCUAUGGUAUAUUUACUGAUGGAGGGUCUGCGUCUCUCCACUGUUGGGCUAAUGUUACACGCCUGCACAGUCAGACAAUUUCAUCAGAAUAUAUAAAUAGAAGCACACAGCGUUUGCAUUAAUGUGCAGCACUUAUGUAACAACAAUAACCCCUCAUUAAAAGUGUGAAUGUCUGCAUUGAGGAAGCUAGGCUAACCUGACUGUAUGUUAGCUGAAAUGCCGGUAGGUUGGAUCAUAUGUAUGCAAAUAGACUCACAAUGACAUUGCUGUGCAUUAGGUAAGCCCUUGAGUAGAUUUGACGUUUAUGGUUGAAUAUAAAAUAUGGAAAAAAGAAGAACAUUAUUUAUAAAUAUAACAAACAGUUUAAUUUACUGGUUGAGUCUUCACUUUGUUGACAUUGUCCUCAAGUGGAGCCAACAAAAUGAGCAAUAAACCAAAUUAUGUAACCACAAAAAGAAUAAAUAUGCAGUCAAAUUAAGUCAAUUAAAUGAUUUAUUUAAUCAUUUAGGGUUAAUGUAUUUUUAUUUUUAUUUAUUUAUUUAUUUUUUUACCUAAAUUUUAUUUGAACUUUUUAAACCUAACAGGAACAAAGCAUACCGUCAUUCAAAGACAAAUAUAGGAACAAACAAACACAAAACAUGGUGUCUUUCACCGAGAAGAAAAUUAAAUUGUCCAUGUAGCCUCUAUCAAAGUUGUCAAUUUUUUAAAGUAAUGAGAGGAGAUUUAUAUUUGAUCCAUUUUUCCCACGUUCGGGUGUUUGUUUCUUGCUGGAGUUGUAGAGCGUGUGUUAGUUUCUCCAUUUCAUAUAGUUCUUCCACCGUGUCCAGACAGUUUUCCGAUUCUUCUUUGGUGCUGCAAGGAGUAUUUCAGUCAAGUUUCUGUUUUUAGUUUUUUUGUUUUGCCCAGGUACAUUACUUCGAAGGUCAUGGGGAGCUCAUAACCUAAUAUUUUUCUUAUUCCUUUGCUUAUUUCUUCCCAGUAGUUAGUUAUUUUCUUAUGUAUUUCUGACUUUUGAGAUAAAUAAGUAUGAAUGCUUGUUCAUACAGAUAUGCUUGUCUUUUACCUGUAACACUUCAUGUUAGAAGGCAGUGGUUUGUCUCAGUUCAGUCUAAUUUUCCAUUACAGCUGAAACCUUUUAUUAGUUUAAGUGUGAAUUGCAUGGAUAAAUAUAAUGUCACCUUAUGAGACUUCCUUAACAUGUCUUAAAGUUUAGAAAUAUUGUAUAACAGUGAUGUUACUGCCCUCAUAUUUGAAAAUCUAACUUUUCUUCCAGCUCAAACUUAUGCCACACUUUCUUCUCCUUUAUUUUGUAGAAGCCACAGCUCAUCUCUGGGGGUAAGAAGUUCUACCAGUUUUUGAGGGAGCAAUGCCCGGUGGUGACAGAGACCUACUACCCCACCUUUUGGUGCUGGGAGAGCCGCAUCCAGACUCUGCUGAGACCCUUUGUCACAGCCAAACCCGGGGUCGUCUAUAGAAAGUAAGUCCUUAGCUUCAUCACACUGCACCUGGUUCAGUUUUUACUAUAACUUUUUUAAAGAUUUGUUGAAAAUGCUACAUCAAAUGCAAAAAAGAGAAGUUUGGGUUUGACAUAGUCAGAGUAAAUAAGGAUUUAAUACGUCAGCAGGAGUUCUACAGUAAUAAAAUACCACUGUCCUCCUUGAGAAGCAUUUGUGAGAAAUUUCAAAAAUGUGCUUGGGUAGUUGGAAACUUCCAUCGCCUAUUUCUUUAAGUCUUUCUUCCCAGUUUCACAACUGGAGACAAAUCCCAGUCCUGUUCUGAGCAGGGAUUCAAGAGCUUAGAGGAGAAAGGGAUCUUUGUGAACUGUUGCUGGCUCAGGCUGCUCUGCCUGCACCCUGAUAAUGUACAUUCUGUCAAAAAUUAAUUGGCCCUGCAUUCCUCGCCCCCUGCGUACAUAAAGCAGAUUACAAUUACUUAAUUAAGAGGGACUUAUUUUUCAUUUCCACCUGUUAUACAACUAAACUUUCGCAUCAUUUAUCACAUCCGUUUGGACUUUUUCAAACUUGCACAGUUUUCUCUUCUUGAAUUAUGUAAUACUGGUGUAUGGACACAAUGAAAAUUGUUCAUGAAGUGGGUGAUUUGUAUGGUGUGCAUUGUUUGUGAGCCUAUAAUUGAGAAAAGAUCAAGGAAAUGUGCUUUUGUUUUGUCCACUCUUAGAUUAAAAUGUGAAAUUUAAACAGAAAACCCCAAAAUAUAGACUUUAAAAAGGUUCAUUUAGAUAUUCGGAUUCACAAAUAUUCUAAUGUUUAAUCAAAAAAAUAUUAGUACUAUUAUCAGUAUUAUAUUGUUGCAUUAUAAAGCUGAAGUUCUCUUUGCUCAAUUGGGACAGUCGAGUUAAUCCAAAAGGUCUUCAUUCACUCUAUAGUCCUGGUAUCUUCUUGGUAGCGUAGCAACACGGUGCCAUUCUCUGCAUUACUAUCACAUUUCCUCCAGGGACAAUAGGACGCCCCCUCUUCCUAAUGAAGUUACCUAAGGUUGACCCAAGGACAGGCGCUGUGAAAACGGACUUAUUUGUCAUUGGCUGUCUGGGGUGAAAUUCCACUCAUCUUGUCCGCUCCGAGGAUUAGCAGAAGGUCUCCUCCCACUUUGCGUACUGGUCACUGAGGAUUGGCCCCGGCUGACUUUAAAGUCUGGCCCCAGGUGCAUAUUUCAUGCUGGUUCUGUAAUUUCAUGCUGAUGUCUUUACCACUGGACUGGACAAGUUGGUUCACUGCCUGCUGUGUGUGUGUGUGUGUGUGUGUCCAUUACAGGCUUCUAAGUGCACUAUAGAGCUGGCAUUGAAUGACCUCAUCUGCUUGGUGAGGGUUAUAUAGCCUGAAAAUUGAUCGAUUAUGAGAGCCCACUGCUGCAGUGCCAUUCUCCACAUUUUAACCUGUGUGAUGAUGCAAAGCACACUGACAAGAUGAUCACAGGGGGAACAAGGCGGCUGACAGUGAUCGUUGUACUCGCAUAUCUGAUUCCCUUUUGGCAACGCUUGCGGUGGAUCCAAUGAAGUAAUCGCUUUACCUGUAAUUGAAGAGAGGGAAUUAAUUGGGCGGGGACUUGAACCAGAUUAUUUUUAUUGACUACUCCAAAGCAGAUGUAAGAUAUGUGUUCAGUUGUCAAAACUCUCCUGUGACGGUGUUUGCAUGUGUUCAGACAGGAUGAAUAUAUAUAGAUAAAUAAAGAUACAGAUCUUUGUUGCUGAGUUGCGUGUCUGCUCUGUCUCCGCAGUGAGCUCAUUAAGGCAGCAGAUGGAGGACAGAUCUCUUUGGAUUGGUUUGACAACGAUGAAAGCUUCGCUCAUCCCGACCCCGCCACCAGGCCCACUGUCCUCCUCCUCCCCGGUUUGACGGGCACCAGCCGAGAGUCCUACAUCCUGCACAUGGUCCAACAGAGCCGGGAUCUGGGUUAUAGGUGGGUGGUCUUGGCAGGACACCCUGGAUGAGAUUCCAGAGCCGAGGGACAAACUCAGGGCACUAAAUCACACAGCUGACACUCUCCUCAGCUUGUGCUGUAAUUUUCAAGCCAUGUAACACACAGAAAAUCUGUCCAGUUAAAGUCCGAAUAUCACAGACAUCUGUCAAAAGGCAAAUCCUGACGCACACUUUUUAGUCCCGAUUUUGUAACUUUUACAUAAUGGGUGCAUUAGGGUCUUGGGGUGAUUUCAGGUGAUGUGCACAAAUAAAGUGUGCAGCCAAGCUCUCUGUCAAGAGCUGCUUUCGUGAAUAGCCAAACGUAGCACAAGCUUGAAGAGCUGCAGAGCGAGGCAGUUUCUCUACCCCCUUUCUCCCUCUCUCCAACAAGCCCUUUCUCUGUGUUCUCUGCACUCAUUCUUUCACCCAGAUUUGGGAAAGCAUGGGAAGAGAGCCGGCAAACUCAGCAUCUUCCAACCCCUCACCCCUGUCUGUGUAGCUUAAUGAAUUACAGCUUAUCCCGGUACAAGCUUUGCAGCUUAGCCCCAGACCAGCUUCCGAGUCUAUGCUGCAGUGUGUGUUUAAGCGGCCCCCCACACACACUACCACCACCUCCCGAGUCCUCUUAGUCAAACACCCCCGUCCAGCCCCGCCCUGGUGCUGAGUUACACCGAUAAAAACUGCAAGUCUGACUCCAACAGAUAAUGGAUGACUGGAGAGAGAUGAGGGGCGAGGAGAUGCCUUUGCUCUGUGGAACAAACACAAUGCUCUUCACACAGCUGGUCCCUUUCUGCACACCUCAUCAUAUUCCCACUUCAACUUUUAAAAGUCGGGAACAUUUGUUUACAGGGAUUUAGGCCACUGUGUUCUGUUGAACAUGCACAGGUGGUAACUUGUAGUGACAACAAAAAAUCCCCAAAACAACAAGCAUAAGCUGAAAAAAGCUCCUGAGCACAUCAAAUCUUUGUGGACAAGUUUUGUAUUACGAAACAAACAACUGACUUAAGGGCGGUAUUAACUCACAGGUUAUCUUCUUUAUCCAGCAAGUCAACAACAGAACUUUUUUAGAGUCUCACAGUGUGUUUAUAAAGCAUCCUGAAAUUAGAAUAACAUUUCUGAAGUUUGCUUUGUUCAUCAGAAAGAGAUCCUAAUAUUUUUAGCAUCUUGAACCACUGACACAGGGUAAAUAUCAGUCAAAACAUUUUAUAGCACCUGUCCAAAAUUGGCCUUUUUAAAAAGAAACUUUUUCUGUGGGAGUGCUGUGUUUCCAAACAUUUGAAUGAGAUUAUAAUGGUAAAAAAAAGUUACUUUUUAUUCAAGAGUGAAUCAGCUGAGAUAAGAGGUACUGAUUUAUCCACAGGGGUGCCAAAAUCCAUAUAAAAAUCUAUAUUGACAAACAAAUCAGUGCAGUUUGUUCAGUUAUAUGAUAAAAAAUCAAGGGUCUGGUUGUGUCUUUUUACUUUGUUUUUUGCUCAACUUUUCAACAAAUGCAAAUGCCCAUAUAAGGGUGAAACAACACUCAUUUUCAAGGUAGAGUUUCCAGGUCUAAACUAUAUUAUAUACUCCAUUCCUGUUGGACCGGAGAGGGGGGUGGAGGGUUUUUUUUUCUUUUCCUUAUUUUCUUUUUGUGUUUUGUUUCAAAAAAAGUAAUUAAUAAUGAUUGUAUCCUACCCUAAUUUGCAAUAAAAAUAAAAUAUUUGAUCACAAAAAAAAAACUUUGUCAACGAAUGCAAAUGCCCGUAUAUAGGGCUGAAACUUACUAAUUUUAAAGGUAGAGUUUCCAGGUCUAGAGCUGCUGUUAAUUCAAUGGCACAGAUUCUAUCAGUUGAUUUUACAUUUGCCAUGAAAUAAAAGCAAAUUUGCAACAUACAGAGCAUUUAAAAAAAUGGUGGUCCCUACAGAGGAACGCAGAAUGCUACAGGAUAACUUGUGUAACCUAGCAACAGUAAGUGCCAGUGAGAAGCACCCUGGAAUUGAGGUUGUAGGCGCUCACAGUGUAGAAAAACACAGUUAGUGGACACAGCACUGAAACAUGCAAUAAAUUCAAAUGUCUCUAAAGGACUAGCAACAAAUGUUGAUUUUCUGGAUUUUAUUGUGAACUCCUGCCUUAAAAACAACAAGUCAUAAUCAAAGAGAAUAACAACAGCUUGAUAUCUUCAUUUUAGAGACAGAAAAGUGGAACUUUUUUGAGCACUUCAGCAUGUAAAUAUCAUGUAGGAGAGUCCAAUAAUUUCUACAUAUCUGUGUUUUUCUCUUCCAGAUGUGUGGUGUUCAACAACAGGGGGGUUUCUGGUGAAACGCUGCUGGUAAGAACCGCCUGUGUCACUUUAACCUGUCACACUUUGUUAUUUCAUCCCUCCAUUUGUCUCCUCCGCACUCAGAAAGACAGACAGCGCGUACCAAAUACAAAGAACUGUUCAGGACAGUUGGUUUUCCCAUUAGUCAGUCUGACAGCUUCCCAGCUGAGUUGUCCUUUUCACUGCUUCGACCAGCGCGGAGCACGUCAGCUCCACACGUGUCACAGAGUCCGCAGGGAGCCCGAGCAGACGCUGCACACACAAUGUUGUUACACAGCGGGGAUUAAGUUGCAGCCAGAUACUGUAUUUUAAUGCCGAUCCACAGAAAUAUGACCUCGCUGAGCACGUGCUGUUCUGACACCUGGUCUAAUCUGUCCUCUUACACACCCGGGUGUAUUUAGCCGACAGAAUGGACCCGAGCUCUGAUCGUGCUUAGCAUGCCUGCUGCGUUUAUAUCCCUCCCUCUCUGUAUGUAUAUCUCCACUUUAUAACAGAGGCACAUCCUUUAUGGCAGCUGUAUCGCCCUGGUCUAAUCAUACCAUCACUCCCAUACAGAGAUCUCAUCCUAAGCACAAGUGGAGUUUUAUUACAGACAAUCAAAUCUAAUGUUCCAUUAUGUGGAUAUAAAUCUGGAAUCGCUGGCUGAUCUGCGUCCUUCUGUUGCGAAAUUCUAUACCAGCCUCAGUUUUAGUUGAUCCAGAAUAACAUAAAAGUGACAAUAAUGCAAAGAGUAACACCAUCUAAUCAGAUAGUAUUCUAGGUCAAACGGACUAUUUAGUUUGCUCAGCUGUCCCAGAUGAAAAAGAAGUUUAAACUCUGUAACCUUGGCUCCAAAUCAAAUGUUGGUGGAAAGAAGGGAAUUGUUCUAUAUUUGAUGCAAAUGAUUCAGCAUUUGUACGCUCCUGUGAGUGUUUUCUUUGUGCCCACGUAGUGUGAAUAUCUUCCAGUGUUCAAAUAGGCCAGCGCUUUAGAAUGACCCACUGUGUGAAAGAUGCCCCCUGCCUCAAAGACUGUCCAGAGUGCCAGCGCCUUGUUUCUGGACCUCGUUAAAACCCUGUUACAUUACACUUUUCCUGCAGAGAUGCUUGGACUGUGCCAGGAAUCGAAGUCUGCAGAAUUAUUCCCCCAGAAUUCUCAGUGAAUCGUUUUUCUUUUUAACAUCUUUAUGUACCGACAUUUGCAAGUUUUUUGUUAUUUCACAGCAAGGUCUGGCAAGAGCAAAGAAAAACAGGAAUUUACUUUGCCCGGGUGUCUGCUUGAAUCUUAAUGGAGGGUUUCAAAAAGCUGCAGAGUCAACAGCAUCCUGAAAAACCAGACUUGUUACACAGGCUGCUUUGAAUUUAAGAUGCUGCGCUUUGUAAUGUAAAGUAACUUGCUAUGCCUAAUUAACCGCAGACAGAGUAAGGUCUUCAUUUGUAUCUGUAUACACUUCCAUAUACACUAAAACAAAUUGCAGCUUUGUGUCAUUAGAGGAACAUUUACACUGCAAGUUAAAAGGAUUUAAUAAAAUCAGUGCAGGUUACAGAGUAAAAUGAGUCUGAUCAUGCUUUUGUACACACCUCUGAAGUUCAGUAAAUGUCUGGAGUGAUGCAAAUGAUGGUAACAUCAGAUAUUAGUCAGAAAUUGUCCUUAAACAAUUAUCCAAUUAUCCUAAAAAGAGUGUCAGUAAGAAUGACAAGGUACUAUUUGGGAGAAAGAUACAAACACAUCCUUUUUCCAGCUUGAGUGAGACUGUGUGCGGGAGUUCCUUCUACUCUAAAGCCCGGAUUGCACGUAUAUAGAUAAUUAUUUAUCAGGAUAUUUUUGUACUCCCGUCUAAAUAAAUGUAUCUGUCCACACGUGUUAGUUCUCAAAAAUAUCUGCGUCCACACGUAGCCUUCAAACUCAAUCAUAUCUUGUGCCGCUUAAAAAAAAUUCAGGAACAAAGCUACCUGAUUGGCCGAUGAAUCGUAACAGCGUGAUGCGUCAUGCAUUGUUUGCGGAAGCUACGCUUGUGCGUCGGGUCUAUGUGCUGGUGUGGCGGCUAUAACAAAGCAGACGCCUCUGUGAGCUGGCUGACUGGUGAAUGUAAUUGUAUAAUACAAGGUUCACUUGCAAGGCUUAAAGUGGCCCCAAAUGGGCAAAACAAACGUAAAGAAUACCCUGUAUGUCCGCCAUCGUUGUUGUUGUUUUUCUUUUUAAUUCGCAUGCGCGAACUGCGGUUUGACGUCAUCGAUCCGUAAAAGUUCAACCACACGAAUCCACUUAUACGGAUAUUUUUUUUUAUUUCUCCACUUGUUUUUUCGGAUUCAUAUUAAUCCGGUUUAAGUGUUCCAAACUCCCGUUUUGGUGUGGUAGGGAGGCCUAAUCGGACAUAAAUAUGUACGGUUUGAAAUACAUCCGCAUUCGUGUAGUUGGGGCCUAAGUUUUUUGUCUGAUGCACCUGUCGUCUAGCCAGGUGCAGAGAAGUUCUCCUCAAGCAGUUUUCUCUUAUGAAGACAUCACCAUAAACUGAGAAUGUGCACAUGUGGAAGCUGACUGUUGUUAAAGUUACACAAUGUGCCAGUCUGCUCUAUUUGUCUUUUGAUAACAAAUAGAGACUGUCUGUUACAUGAUGAACUAUAAGCUCAUUGUGAACAUGUGUGUGUGUCUAUAGAUACUAUAUGUCUCGUUAUGUCACCUGUCUACUCUAUGAUAGUUUUUUUUUUUACAACAUAUGUCUUUAAAUAAUCAACCAGGAUGGUCCAAAAGUACAAUAAAGGUUAAGCUGUUCUGUUUCUCUCAGAGGUAGACGACAUAGAUGUUACAUUUCCAAACCGAAGUUGAGUUUAGCUGAUACUUUUUAAGAGGUUUAAUUGCCCAGAUUUUAAGUCGUCUAAAUAGAAGCCAUGCUCAUUAAAUUUUAUUGUAAUUUUCAGCUAAAUACUUUGGUUAAAAAUGAGAAAAAUUCAUGUUCGACUUUGUAACUUUCUUGUUUCACCGUCCCACACAGACCCCGAGGACCUACUGCGCAGCCAACAUAGAGGAUCUGGAGACUGUCAUUGAGCACAUCCAGAAGAAUUAUGAAGCUGCUCCCAUCAUGGCUGCUGGAGUAUCAAUGGGAGGGUAAUGAAGCCGCACAUUUCCAGCUGCUUAGGACUUAAUGUGCUGAAGAAUAAAAUGCUAACAAAUCUCAGAAUAUGGCAAAAAACUUUAUGAGACAUCUGCAAACAUUUGUUAACCUGAAACUAAGCACACACAUUUUUAUACCUAUGACAUGAUAAAAUUACACAUGUGUCAGAUUUUUCUAAUGCUAAAUAUCCACAGUCAUAUCAAGUACUGGCUGGGCUUAAAUUUGGUCCAGUCAGCAGAGAAGGUGUUUUUUUUUUUGCGCUGCACUAAUCCUAUGAAGUGAAGGAUUGGUCAGCAAUGGAUCAUGUCCCAAUCCCUGUUUUUACCCAUCUGUCCCUUCCUCUCACCCUCUCUCUCUAAAUUCAGGAUGAUGCUCGCCAACUACUUGGGCCGCAAGGGCCGGGAAACCUGUCUGAAAGGGGUGGUGGUCUUCUCGGCGGGCUGGGAUGUAUUCGAGUGCACCGCUUCGCUGGAAAAACCCUUGGACCGCUUCCUCUUCAACUCCUACCUCACAAGCUGCCUACAAGCCUCUGUGCACAGGUCAGCCAGGGUCAGGGCGGGAUUAACAUGGGCGCGGAUUCAAUGCUAGACGUUUUUAGAGUUUAGAUAACUCGGUUUAAGGUUUUUUUUUUUUACAUGAUGAUGGAGGAUUUGUGUUUUUUUUUAGCUGCUACAGGAACAAAUAAUGGUCAGUUUCUGUGUUUUGCACACACUGUGUUUUUGUACAUUACAAUAGGCUUAGCUGAAAUACACAGAAACACUGUUAUGGAGUUGUCUGAGGAGCCGAGCUUGAUUGUUUUAAUGUUGUUUCAGCCCGGUCAGCUUUUUAGGGACAUUUUCAGGCACUAAUCGUUUUACUUCACAGAAACAUUGACGGUUUUAAAUUCAAUCUCCCCCGCAGACACAGACCAGUGCUUGAAAAGUGUUACGACAUCGAUCAUGUCAUGAAGGUCGGUAUUAUUUUCAGUGACCCUCAGCCACAAAUGCUAAUCUAAUUAAACAAAGUAGCCAACAUGGAAUCAAUUUACUGCGUCCCUACAGGCAAAGACCAUUCGAGAGUUUGAUGAGAGGUUCACCUCGAUCAUGUUUGGCUAUCCGACCAAUGACGACUACUACCAUGAUGCCAGUCCUGUCCACAGGCUCAAAUCUGUGCAGGUGCCAAUGCUGUGUUUGAAUGCUGCUGAUGAUGUCUUUUCUCCGUCCCAUGGUGAGUCCAGCAAAGCUUGACAGAGAUGUGGUACAUACUGAUUUUUAAAAAAAUCAGGGCCUAGUUUAAUGUUGCGUUUCCUUUGCAGCUAUUCCAGUGGAGACAGUGAAGCAGAAUCCCAACCUGGCUCUGCUCAUAACCUGUCACGGCGGCCAUAUUGGUUUCCUGGAGGGCCUGUGGCCUCGUCAGAGCACUUACAUGGACCGAGUCUUCAAACAGUUUGCUAAAGCGGUGAUUGAACAAGGCAGCCGACUCACGGACCUCUCCUGAUAUGAGAGUUCAACAACGUGUUCCUCUGGUCCUAACUUCCUCUCUCUUUCCUUCUUUUCUUGAAUCUUUUCUUCCAUUUAUGCCAUCCAUCUUUCUUUUAUUGCUACAUUCCAUAUUUACUCCGUCCAUGUAAGAUUCCUACCUUCCUAUGACCUUUUGAGCUUCUUUCAUACCUCCCUUUCAUACUUUUUUCCAUCAUUUGUGCCUUCCUCCUCUACCUGAUCCUUUUCUGCUUAUUUCCUUCCAUCCAUUGACUUUCGUUUUUAUCUUUCCUCUCAAUCUUUCCUCCUGCCACAAGCAAAAAAAAAACACUCUUUCUUGUUUGAAAGGCACAUUUUCUCGAAUGCAGCAUUGUAUUGUGUUGCGUUCAAAAUUCAUUUAUUUAUUCCAGACAGCUAACAGCUCAUUGUACGUAACCAUAGAAUGCUUUUAAAAAAAACAAACAAGCAAAGCUGUUCAUGUUACUGUUGAAAAGCUGAGUCUGUGCCCAUUUCGGUUAGUUGCAUUAGCUAUCAGAAAAAAAAAAAUCUGCUUUUAUCUUGUGCAAUUAUUUGAAGUUAACAGAAGUACUGUACAUGAAGAUCAAUCAUUUGUGUUCACGAAGCGUCUUUUAGUGCUCAUUUUAGUAGGAUUUUAGCCCUCAGGGAUUGUCUUUGUUUUCCUUUACCUCCUCCAGUCCUGUGUAGUUUCGUUGUUUGAGUCAUACUCUUUCAGUUUGUAUUUUUAUUUUGUUUAAAGGUAGACAGUAUUUAAGUUUGUUUCUUUUCUCAAAUGUUUUAAUGUUAUCAUGGGAAACACGCCUAACUGUUUGUCAUUUCUUUUUAUGUGGAGAGUUAGAUAAGAAGAUCAGCAACACUUAAAGGGGUAUUCUGGUGUGAAAUUAAUUUUAGGUCAAACGCACUGUAACACCGAGUUAGACUCCCCGUCAAGAGAUAAAUGUUACUGACUGCUUGCUUCUUUAGUUAUACCAACUUUAGUUAUGAUGGCAACAUAGCAAUACACAGAGGUUUAAGGAACCAUCAACAAACCUCAACCAAAACACCACUCUAUAGCAACAAAUAAUGCUCAGAACAGCACCUAACAUCAUCAACAGUACAUAUAGGGUCCCAGCCAUAGCACUAGCCACCAAACAGCUUUCUUAUUUUGCUUAAUUUCUAUAGCAAAGAGACUAAACACAACUCACCUACUCUCUUCCAGCAGCCGCUUGUUUGUAGCGAGACCUCGACCAGUCCGUCAUCGACUAAGGCGGGAAGGUGCAGCUCAAGGAAGAACAUUUAUGAUCAUUUCUUCAUGGAAAUGUGAUCAGACCGAGAUGCUAAGGCAGAAGAACUACCGUGUCUGCAGUGCAAAAUGAUUCAAAUUCAACUUUAUUUUUAUGGCACUUUUCAGACAAAUAAUGUAGUUCAAAGUGCUUCAUAUGGGCUAAAAACAACAAUUAACAACAAUAAAACCCGAACCUCCCACCCACACACCCACACACUCUAAAUUAAUUUUACGCCGGAAUAUCCCUUUAGUUGUUGUUAAUUAGCCUAGCUUAGCAUAAAGACUGGAAGCAAGGGGAAUCUGCUGGCUUGGCUCUGACUGAGAGUUUAACAAAAAUCCAGCCUGUUGAUGAUAGAAGGCUGAUUGGUUUACCUUUGGACAAAACUAAGCCAGCUGUUUCUCGUUGAUGCUAAUUAAGCUCCAAGAGUGAUGCUGAUCUUUUUAUUCAAAUGAGCGAAUGAGUGUAUUUCCCUCCAUGUCGAACCACUUCUUCUUUUUACCUUCUGCAUGCACUUUUACUUUCACACAUUCUACCUUUACGUGCACCAAAUAGUUUCUAAAAAUGUACAAUACAGAGAAAAAAAAUUCAUUAAUGACAAGGAAUGUGAAAUUGCACUAUUUUAGUUGAUACUAUCAUGCCUCUAACCCCUUAAUGCAACGCACAUUAUUUCAUCCAUAUAUGAAGGUAUGUCCCAAAGGCUGAGCAGAGCAGCAUGUAAAUUCCAUGAGGUUGUUUGUUUGUGAAGACGUCGGCGGUUCUUCGUGUGUGUCAGUCGAGAGAUGGUGAUGUGAAUGAAUAGUGUACAGUUCGGUGCUUUUGUUUCGCCAACAAUGAUUAAGGGACUGGCUACCGUGUAUGAGUUGGCACCUAUGAAACAAGCAGACGUGACUGUCAGCCCGGCUCUCGGUAACGCACCUGUGGAAUUUUGGUGUCUGUUUGUUCUGCCAAGUGUCCAUCGAGUAGCAUGUGUCUCAUCAUCAGCGUCAUCAUGUCCUCAACCUUAACAUCACGUCGUUAUUUGUAGCACAAAGGACAUGUUUGUUUCACUCAUAGGAUGCUGCAGUUUCAUUUUGUACACCGCUGUGUAAAGAUGAAGUAAAAGACUACAUUCUGUUUAACAUGUACAGCAAUAAGAUUUUAAAUGAAGAAAAUGUCUCUAUCGUAGAAGUAUACCAGUAUAUGCACAUUAUCAACAUGAGUGUACUAUGCUGUAUUUAAUAAAUUAUUAAACAGAGUCUAGGUCAAUUUGUGUGCUGUCUCCAGUGCUUCUGCUUGUCCAGCACUUUGUGAACAGAGUGGACUGACCGUGCACUGCAGGUAAGAAUAAUUCACCGCAACCGCCUUGUGUCAGCAGUUCACUCUCUUUCAAAGUCUUUCCUUUCCGUCUUUGUCUUUUUUCUAAGCCUCUCUCUUCCAUAUUCCCUCGCUUGUCUCUGUCUUUUCUUCCUGCCUGUCUUUUUCUUUAUCUCUGUUUUCUGUCUUUGUCUUUUUCCGCGGCCCUCACUUGUCAUCCCUCCCUGGCUCUUUGUCCUCACGCCUUUCAUCUGUCUUUUUCUGUCCAUCUUUUUAAAUUUUUUAUAGUCUUUUCAGUUUUUUGUCUUAGUUUUUUUUUUUUUUCUGUUUGUCCUUCUAUCUCCUCCAUCUUUUAAAGGUUCUCUUAACUGUCUUAACUUCAUAUCUCUUUGCAUUUAUGUCUUUCUUAUCUGCUUUUGUCUUUUUCUUUCUCUCUAUUCUUUUCUAUACCUUACUUUUGUCUUCCCUUGUUGUCAUUUUGAAUUGGUCUUUUCUGUAUUUCAGUCUCUUUAGGUUUCCCCCUCUAUAUUUUUGUCUCUGUCUGAUAUUUUGUCCCUUUUCUUUCCGUGUCUUUUACUUUAACUAUUAUCUCUGACUUUUCCCUGUAUAUUUACUUCCCUCCCCCCUUUUUAAAAUAUUGACAAUCCUUAGACAGCAGCUCAUCAGUCACCCGAGGUGUUCAGCUCUCUUUAAUGACUUCAUCUAAUGGCAGUGUCUUGCUCUUUAAAGUCACAACAUUUGACAGCUCCACUGCAUCUCUCUUGUCGCAUGGCCGACGUCCCCCUCUGCAAGGGUCAAGCUCCCACUCUCCUGCCAUCACUGUAUUGGGUUUUGGUUACUGGAAUUGACUCUCACUGCACACUCCCAGGCUAAGCUGCUGAUAGGAUAUGCAUUGCUGCAGCGGUGGUGGAUGUGAUCCACCAAAGGCAAACUGUAAUCCCCCGGCACUCCAUUUACCUUCACCCCAACCCCCUCCAAUAAGCCCUCAGACAGAUGAGCUUUGGUUUUAGCUGGAUGGUUUAUAGAAGCCUGAGAGUAAUUAGAGUAGUCUGCCAAGCAGGAUGAGUAAUUUACUGAGGGUUACCAGCUAUGAAAAUUGAUAUUAUGUGGCAGGAAUCAAUCUAUUAUCUGCUAAUAUGAGGAUUUUAACAGCAAAAUUAUCGUGAAUUCACAGACGUUUCUACAUGAUAGAAGGGGAUAAAAAGGAUUGGACUGUGGUGCAGUAAAAGUUUUAAUCAUAUCACUGUUUGAAAGUAGUUUAAUAGUAAGUAUGCAUUGCCUGAGGACUCUGUAAUGAGAGAAAUGUGUCAGAGGGAAUUAUCAGGAGACAUUUCUCAUCUUCCUUAAAAGGUUUUCUUGAAAUAUCAGAGUAACACAAACCCAGCAUUGAAAUCUGGUAGCAGAAAACUGACAAAUGUUUGACUUUAGGAUCUGAAAACUCUUUCUAAUCACGAAUUUUGUUCUCCAUUAGCAUCAUUGUUCUGCUUUAAAAACUGCAGCAGUAAUGAGGUUCGAGAGCCGGCCUGCCAUUCACUCUUUGGUGCCCUUUCUUCCUUAUCCUACCCUGACUGCAGCUGGCUGAAAAUAGCUUUGUGUUAUAUCACACAGGGGCUGUAGGUUGAUGGAAAGUGUGCUCUAAUAUUACCUCGCCGGAGCUGAAAUAGUACUGUCCCUGGACCAACAAUGCCCCUGUGCCCUUAUAGUGGAGAUCCCAAAGCAUCCAUUAAGGAGCCAUUUCUCCUCUUGAUGAUGGGGUGGGGGAGGGGGUCACGGUGCAUAUAGUCACAGCACGGUUACAGAGGUGUUGAUGUGAAACAAAUAUCAGGGACGGCUUGACUGGGAAAUGAGCAGGGUCCUUGGCUCUUGAGCAGAAUUAAAGGAUGUGGGAUUGGAUGGAUGCAGAGGGGAGUGAGAGGAUUAUCAAUCACAGGCUAAAGGCAGAGCUGCACAUGAAUUUCAACCACACUGCUUAAGCUUUGCAUUAAAGCACUUGCAACCCACUUUAAAAUACUCAGCAACUACAUGGAAAGCAAACCAAAAUAACGCAGAACUCAUCAUGCAAAUGAAAAUCAGAGCUUGCUCGUAAAGCCAGAAUUUUUUAGUUUUCACAAGCGGCCUUUGGAAACUGUUGUAUAAUGACUCCUGUGGCAGCAGAGGGGGCUUACUGAAGUUGGUAGAAAACAACCUGGAGGGCUCUCUUGGUCUGUGAUCGAAGUUUACAUUUUCAACAGUCACAGCUUUUAUUAUGCAUACAUACAGUCUCUUGUUUACUGCAGGAAAUUCAUUAUCAUUUGUAUGCUCUCCUGUUUAGUUGUAGCAUAUAGAGUUCAAAUAAAAUGCAGAUUAACUACAUGACAAAAUGUUCAUUUCCACUUUAACAUUCACAUCACCUUAUAGUGUCAAGAAGCUCACAGACAGUUUAUACCUUUUACUUCAGAUGCAAAUCAAAUCAGCGAUUUUCAGUGUCAGUACAUCUUCAGAAUCAAUGAUGGUCAAUGCAGUAUGUAAGGCUCAUCGGGAAUCACUUACAGGUAAGUAAGAGAGGCAGUUUGUUCAGUCAGCCAGAGUCAGUCUAUCAUUAGAUGGAUGGACCCACCAUUGGAUGACCACACAGAAAUUACAACAGUUGCACUUAACGCUGAUUGAAUGCACUAAGCCUCAUAGCUGCUGCCUAAGCCUUUGUUCACUGUUGACUCUGAAGGUUCACCGACUAUGAAUUAGUCACCGAUUUUAUUUGCAUCUUCAAUAAAAGGAAUAAACUGUCCGUGCGUUUCAGAACGUUUUUCGUCAUCUUCUUGACUUUAUAUGUCUUCCCCCGAGACAGCUGGGCAAAAUCGACUCCUAUCAAGCUGUAGUGCUGUGGAUCACUCAAGCUAGUCAUAUAAUAGUGUCAAGACUCUCAUUAAAAGAGCUGGUCUAGAUCAUACUUUUCAAGACUAACAUAAGAUGGGAGAAGACUGAGUCCCAUCCGUCAUGAUAUGUUCUGGUUUUUAGUUUUUUCCCUGGUUUUGUGUUUCUCUUGAGUGCAUUUCCUUUGUGAUUUGUCCUCGUGUUUCUGUUCCCUAUUGUUCCUGUUCCCCUGUAGUCCUGUCUUGUGAGUUUUCAGUUCGUGUCUAACCCCGGUUCCCUUAUGUUCUCAGUGUUUUAUUCUUACAUCAGUUUUCAGCAUUUCCUGUUUUAUUUUGUAGUAGCUUAUUCCCAAUGGCUGUGUCCGAAAUGGAUCCCUAAUCGCUAUAUAGGCGAUUAUAUAGAGGUUAGCUCCAUUUUGAGGGGUGUCCGAAACCUGAGCGAUCAGUUCCAGUGCGCUAUAUAGGUGACUCAAAAUUUCCCAUAAAGCAUUGCAAAAUGUAGUGACCAUCCGAUGGUCACUCACCGGUGGUGGGCCUCCCGUCAUGCAUUGCGUCUUGCCAUGUAGUGUCCGAAACUUCCAGUGAUUGAGCUCACUACAUAAUCAACUUUAUAGUAAAACCCCAUAUGGGGGUUAGGGGUCAGGGAUUGAGUGAUUCAUUUCAGACACAGCCUGUGUUUCUAGUCUUAUUUUCCUUCCUUAGUUUCCCCCCUCUGUGCUUGUCUGCACCUGUGUGUUAGUAUCUAUAUAGUAUAUAUAGUCCUUGUCUUCCCCUGUUUCUUUGUUGGUUCAUUGUGUAUGUUGAUGCCUCUGUGUGUAUACCUGUGUCUCCAGUGAGUCUAUUUUGCCUCGUGUUUUUUGCCUCUGGGAGUUUUUUUCUGUUGAACAUUUAAAGUAAGUUUUUGUUGUUUUUUAUUUAGUUCAUUUUGAAUAAAUCAUUUUUGUUCUGCACUUGGGUCCUUCCCUUUUUUUGUUGCACCCUGAAACGUUACACCAUCAUGUCAUUCCUUCUCCAACUACAUGAGAAUAACACUUUGCAGCGAUUAUCAACUUAUCAAACUUCCUCUCAACAGGCAGGAACUUUGAGCAGAACUUGACUCAUAUUAGACAGUCAUCUGCCACAAAUGCAGUAAGUUUAGAGAGGGGUCAGAACCAGACUUUCUCUCAUAAAAUGAACUGUAUCUAUGCAGGAUCACAUAUCUUCUUGAUUUCUACUUGAUAAUAUAAAGAUUUCAAACAAACGAUCAAGUUAGUUUAAAGGUAAUCUUUAUUACAUUCAUAAAUUUUCAUCAACAAUAGCAUGACUGAUGUCAUAUGUUCACAGGCUGCAACCACAAUAGUAAACAUGAGGUAGAUCACCCAGACACCACGGCCACCACUUGGCUGCACAUGGUCAUCAAACACACUUGAGUGGAGAUUGUGAAAGCAAGUUGCAUAUUAUGUGUUAAAUUAUCAAAAAGAAAGACACAUUCUUUGGACCUUUGGAGUUUAAGUUACACUUUUGAUCACCAGUCUUACAUGUGGACUAACUUUUGGUUUCAUUUAACAGUGGGAAACAAAUUAUUCAGCUGGCAACUUGUUUAGUGCAAGUUCACAUUUCCCGCCCCCCAUGACAUUCAGUAGAUCAUUAGUAUCAUUCAUUUUGGGUCUUGUGCAAAGCCGUUAUGGAUGUUCUUUGAAGAGGACACAUUCCCUUGUUUAAAGCGAGCUCAGCAUGCAAUCAAAUAUUACACAUCAAUAUGAUUAUCAGUCCAAAAAAUACUUGUCAAAUAAAUAAGAAUCCCCGUAUGGACUUGACUUCACUUUGAACAAAAACCCAACACAAGUACAAGAAGGGACAGACAUAUGGGGUAAAGACACAUCUAGGUAGAUUCUUCUUGCCUUUGCAAACAUCACAAAAAUGCAGAAAGACAUAAUGACCAAAAUAUACUGGCAAAAGUAACACAAGACUAGAAAACAUCAGUAACCAUCAGUGGUUCAGGGGACCAUAUAAUAUAUUAAUAAUGUAAACAAAGCUUUCAACAGUACAGUAGUCCAAAAAUCCAAUUAUUUCAUUUGCUCAACUCAAACAAC
Molecule: messenger RNA, 19611 nt
Organism: Xyrichtys novacula (pearly razorfish)
Lineage: Eukaryota; Metazoa; Chordata; Actinopteri; Labriformes; Labridae
Source: the annotation of a GenBank genome assembly